Molecule: messenger RNA, 5960 nt
Organism: Anas platyrhynchos (mallard)
Lineage: Eukaryota; Metazoa; Chordata; Aves; Anseriformes; Anatidae
Gene: NUP188
Product: nucleoporin 188
Biological process (GO): protein import into nucleus; RNA export from nucleus
Cellular component (GO): nuclear pore inner ring
Molecular function (GO): structural constituent of nuclear pore
Source: RefSeq, a predicted model, not a curated record
CCACGUGAUGCCGGCGGCGGAGAGCGCGGCGCGCGGCGGGUCACGUGAGAGGGGAGCGAAGAUGGCGGCGGGCGGGCUGGGCGCGAGGAGCAGCAGAGAAUUGUGGACAAUUCUCCUCGGCAGAUCAGCUUUAAGAGAACCAGCACAGAUUGCGGCAGAACUGAACAAGCACUGGCAGAGGUUUUUAGAGGGACUUUCAUACUACAAACCUCCAAGUACAACUUCAGCAGAAAAAAUAAAAGCUGAUAAAGAUGUAGCUGCUCCACUAAAAGAACUGGGUCUGAGGGUCAGCAAGUUUUUGGGUUUGGAUGAAGAGCAGAGUGUGCAGUUGUUACAGUGUUAUCUUCAAGAAGAUUACAGAGGAACAAGAGACUCUCUGAAGACAGUUCUUCAGGAUGAAAGGCAGAGUCAGGCUCUGAUGCUGAAGCUUGCUGACUAUUAUUAUGAAGAGAGGAUGUGUAUUCUGCGCUGUGUCCUCCAUCUACUCACUUAUUUUCAGGAUGAGAGGCACCCUUACACAGCGCAGUACUUCCAGUGUGUCGAAAAGUUGGAAAAAGAACUAAUUCCUAAUUACCGGAAAAAAUAUGAAGAACUGUACAAAGCAGAAGCUCCUACAUGGGAAACACAUGGAAAUCUCAUGACAGAGCGUCAGGUUUCUCGUUGGUUUGUGCAAUGCCUCCGUGAGCAGUCCAUGCUACUGGAAGUCAUCUUCCUCUACUAUGCAUACUUUGAAAUGGCAUCAGAUGAGCUUCUCGAAUUUGCAAAGAUGUUCAAAGAACAGGGGUUUGGCACUAGACAAACCAACAGACACUUGGUAGAUGAGAGCAUGGAUCACCUGGUGGAUCGUAUCGGCUACUUUAGUGCUCUUAUUCUGGUGGAAGGCAUGGAAAUUGACUCCCUCCAUGAGCGAGCUUUGGAUGAUAGGACAGAGGAGCACAAAUUAGCCAAUAAUUCACAUAUCCACCAGGAAAUGGACAGUCAGCUGCUGCAGCUGGGAGAUGUCUCACAUCAUGCUCCAGUGCUUUUGGCUUGGGCGCUGCUCCGUCAUACCAUAAACCCAGAGGAGUCAACUAACGUUAUCAGGAGAAUGGGCAGCAAUGCUAUCCAGCUGAAUGUGUUCCAGUAUCUGACGAAACUUCUGCGAUCAUUGAGCAGUGGGGGCAAGAAUUGUACUGUCAGCACAGCUUGUAUGUGUAUUUAUGGGCUUCUUUCCUUUGUCCUGACAUCACUGGAGUUACAUACGUUGGGCAAUCAGCAGGAUAUAAUUGAUGCUGCGUGUGAAGUUUUGUCGGCUUCCAGCAUUCCUCAGCUCUUCUGGAAGACGGAACCAACUGCAGGUCUGGGCAUUAUCCUGGACAGUGUGUGUGGGAUGUUCCCCCAUCUUCUUACUCCUCUUCUUCAGCUGCUCCAGGCCCUUGUGUCAGAUAAAUCUACUGCAAAAAAGGUGUACAGUUUCCUGGAUAAAAUGUCCUUUUAUAUUGAACUGUACAAGCAUAAACCUCCUGAUGUGAUCUCUCAUGAAGAUGGCACACUUUGGCGAAGACAGGCUCCAAAGCUCCUCUAUCCUCUUGGACUAGGUCAGACAAAUCUGCGGAUACCUCAGGGAACAGUGGGCCAAGUGAUGCUGGAUGAUCGAGCUUAUUUGGUACGAUGGGAGUAUUCGUACAGCAGCUGGACACUGUUUACCUGUGAGAUUGAAAUGCUGCUCCACGUUGUUUCAACAGCAGAUGUGAUUCAGCAUUGCCAGAGGGUGAAGCCAAUCAUUGAUCUGGUUCAUAAAGUCAUCAGCACUGAUGUAUCGAUAGCAGAUUGCCUUCUGCCGAUCACGUCGCGAAUCUACAUGCUGCUGCAGAGGCUGACAACUGUAAUCUCUCCCCCUGUGGACGUUAUUGCUUCUUGUGUCAAUUGCUUGACAGUACUGGCUGCUCGGAUGCCAGCCAAGGUUUGGACUGACCUUCACCAUACGGGGUUCUUACCAUUUGUUGCCAAUCCAGUGUCCAGUAUGAAUCACAUGAUUAGUGCAGAGGGGAUGAAUGCUGGGGGCUAUGGAAACCUGUUGAUGAGCAUAGAACAGCCUCAAGGGGAGUACAGCGUUACCAUCUCCUUCCUGAACCUGAUAACAACUCUUGUCCGGGGACAACUUGGUAGCACCCAGAGCCAAGGACUUGUGCCCUGCAUUGUAUUUGUCCUGAAGGAGAUGUUACCAAAUUACCACAAAUGGCGUUACAACUCUCAUGGAGUGAGAGAGAAAAUUGGAUGCCUAAUUCUGCAGUUGAUUCAUGCUAUACUGAAUUUAUUCCCUGAAAUGGAUCCUGGGAGUAGCAGUGCCCCUAGCCUUCAGUCCUUGUGCAUCUUCAGCCUGGCCAACACUGAAGCAGGGCAAGCUGUCAUUAACAUAAUGGGAAUCGGUGUGGACACUAUUGAUAUGGUAAUGGCUUCCCAGCCUAGUAGUGAUGAGACACAAGGCCAAGGUCAGCUGCUGAUACAAACAGUUAAGCUGGCAUUCUCGGUUACCAAUAACGUCAUACGGUUGAAGCCCCCCUCCAGCGUGGUGUCUCCGUUAGAGCAGGCCCUUACUCAGCAUGGUGCUCAUGGAAACAACCUUAUUGCGGUCUUGGCCAAAUACAUCUACCACAAGCAUGACCCUGCACUUCCACGCUUGGCCAUCCAGCUGCUCAAGCGACUGGCUACGGUUGCUCCCAUGUCUGUUUAUGCCUGUCUUGGCAGCGAUGCUGCUGCUAUCCGUGAUGCCUUCCUCACCCGCCUGCAGAGCAAGAUUGAGGACAUGCGUAUUAAGGUCAUGAUACUGGAAUUCCUUACAGUUGCAGUGGAGACACAGCCUGGACUCAUUGAACUGUUCCUGAACUUGGAAGUCAAGGAUGGCAGCGAUGGGUCAAAGGAGUUCAGCUUAGGGGAGUGGAGUUGCCUCCAAGUAGUCUUAGAGCUGAUAGACUCCAAACAACAGGAGAGGUACUGGUGCCCUCCCCUCUUACAUCGUGCUGCCAUUGCCUUCCUGCAUGCCCUGUGGCAGGACCGCCGAGAUAGUGCCAUGCUGGUUCUGAGGACAAAGCCAAAGUUUUGGGAAAAUUUGACCAAUCCACUGUUCGGGACCCUUCCUCCACCUUCAGAAACAUCAGAGCUCAGUGUCUUGGACACCUGUGCGUUAAUCAUGAAAAUCAUCUGCUUGGAGAUCUACUAUGUUGUCAAGGGCUCACUGGAUCAGUCCCUGAAAGACACGCUGAAGAAUUUCUCCAACAAGAAGCGCUUCGGUUACUGGUCAGAAUAUGUGAAGCUACUGGCAUAUCAUGUGGCAGAGACAGAGGGUAGCAGCUGUGCCUCCGCGACAGAGUAUCAAAUGCUGAUCUCAGCCUGGCGGAUGCUGCUCAUUAUUUCUACGAGCCACGCAGAUAUAAUGCAUCUGACUGAUUCCGCGGUUCAUCAGCAAUUGUUUCUGGAUGUGCUAAAUGGAACCAAGGUUUUGCUUCUAGUUCCCACGUCAGUAUCCUGUCUGCAGCUGGGGUCUAUGCUAUGUACCCUUCUUCUGAUCCUGCUAAAGCAGUGGAAGAGCGAGUUGGGUUCUGUGGAUAAAAUCAUAAACUCCUUGACGCAGAUUCUGGAGGGAAUACUACAGGCAGAUCAGCAGAUGAUGGAGAAAACAAAAGCCAAAGUGUUCUCAGCUCUUAUCACUGUGCUGCAAAUGAAGGAGAUGAAAGUGAAUGAGAUCCCACAGUACUCCCAGCUGGUGCUCAGUGUGUGUGAAACACUCCAAGACGAGGUCAUUGCCCUCUUUGAUCAGACUCGGCACAGCCUCACCCUGGGAGAUGCUGCAGAUGACAAGGACAGCAUGGAAACAGAUGAUGUCUCCCGGGUUAAACACAAGGACCAGCGAGAUGGGGUAUGUGUUUUGGGUCUGCAUCUGGCAAAAGAGCUCUGUGAAGUUGAUGAAGAUGGAGACUACUGGCUACAGAUUACUAGGAAGGUCCCUGUACUUCCUACAAUUUUUGCUACUUUGGAGAUCAGUCUGAGAGUUAAGCAAAACCUUCACUUCACAGAGGCCUCAUUACAUUUACUGCUGACUUUAGCAAGGACGCAACAGGGAGCAGCAGCAGUGGCUGGAGCUGGUGUCACACAGAGUGUCUGCCUGCCCCUCCUGAGCGUGUACCAGCUCAGCAGUAAUGGGGCCAUUCAGACAUCUGCUUCAUCUCGGAAGUCUUUGGAUGCUCCCUCCUGGCCUGGUGUGUAUCGUCUCUCCAUGUCCCUGAUGGAGCGCCUUCUUAAGACGCUGAGAUACAACUUCCUGACGGAAGCAAUGGACUUUGUUGGUGUCCAUCAGGAGAGGAUCCUUCAGUGCCUGAACGCAGUACGGACAGUACAGAGUUUGGCCUGUCUAGAAGAGGCUGAUCACACUGUUGGCUUCAUUCUCCAGCUCUCAAAUUUCACAAAGGAGUGGCAUUUCCACCUGCCGCAGCUUAUGAGGGACAUGCAGGUGAAUCUGUGUUACCUGUGUCAGGCCUGUACCUCCCUCCUGCACAGCCGCAAGAUGCUCCAGCAUUACCUACAGACGAAAAAUGGUGACUCCCUUCCAUCGAGUGUGACUCCACGAGUGCAGCGUAAUCCCCAAGCCUCUUCCAAACAUCCCAGCCCUGAGUCAGAGGCAGCAGAGCAGAAGGCACUGCUCAUGGUGCAGUACAGCCUCUUAAAGAUCCUCAGCAAAUCUCUUGCUGCCCUGCGCCAUUUCACCCCCGACGUCUGCCAGAUACUCCUUGAUCAGUCACUGGACCUUGCUGAGUUCAACGUGCUCUUUGUUUUGAGUUUCACCACACCUGCUUUUGAUUCAGAUGUGGCACCUUCCUUUGGGACCCUCCUUGCCACGGUCAACGUGGCCCUGAACAUGCUGGGAGAGCUGGAUAAGAAGAAGGAACCUUUCCCUCAAGCUGCAGGGCUGAAUAUGCAAGAGGGAACCAAAACCCUCAAGUCUCUGCUUAUGUUUACAAUGGAAAACUGUUUCUACCUGCUCAUCUCCCAGGCCGUGCGGUACUUGAGAGACCCGGCUGUGCAUCCCCGCGAUAAGCAGCGAAUGAAACAGGAGCUCAGCUCUGAGCUGAGUACCCUGCUCUCCAGCCUGUCUCGUUACUUCCGCCGUGGUGGUCCCUCUUCACCUGCCAGCGGGGUCCUUCCCUCUCCCCAGGGAAAGUCUGCCUCCAAGCUGGGGCCUGAGGGGCAGGAGCCUUUGUUUCAGCUCGUGCAGGCCUUUGUCCGGCACGUGCAGAGAUAGAUUGGAUCCUGCCGCCUGCCUCCCUUUGCAGGACUUGCGCCAGAACGAUUCAUGUCCACCACAGAAGGCAUCACCGUUGGCAGAGCUUGUAACGAGGACUGGGGCGGGAGGGAGGCCUGGUCCGGGCAGCGUUGUGAACCGAGCUGUGACAGCAGCAGCCAGAUCCCGUUGAACUCUUGCGGUGCAGAAGCAGAGUGAAUGUAAGGAGAGCUGAGAGGGGCUCCUCACUCAGCAGCCCACGCUCCACCUGCUGGAGCAGUCCUGGCCCAGGUGCAAGUGCUGAAGAGUCAAAACCUUUAUUUUUAUAGCUUGUACCUCCCAGCUGGGGCAGCUGUGGCUGGAUGGAGAGAGGGGACAGACUUCCCUCUGGGCAUUAACUCUGCUCGUAACACAAGGUGCAAUCUGCCUCUCCCUCACAGUCAGAGUCCAGUUAAGGCACAACCUAGGGAUCAGCCAGCAAUUCAGAGACCAUCUUUCUACUCCUAUUUUUGUACUGAAUGGUUCAAGGCAAGAUGGUGUAUGUGUGCUCACGCCUCCCCUCCACCCUGCAGUCUGUGUGUUGUGUGUGUUUCUGAAGAGCAAGGCCUCACUCAAGGUUUUUAAGUCAAAAUUCCAUUGCUCCAGUCUUGCAAUUUUUUGUAACUGUUCCCUAUUUAUACUGAUAUUAAAACCUUUAUAGACAGCA